This is a messenger RNA of Octopus sinensis (East Asian common octopus), 686 nucleotides long. Its product is annotated as trafficking protein particle complex subunit 1. Lineage: Eukaryota; Metazoa; Mollusca; Cephalopoda; Octopoda; Octopodidae. Bases 61 to 492 code for a protein of 143 amino acids. The transcript is spliced from 4 exons. Gene Ontology annotation, biological process: endoplasmic reticulum to Golgi vesicle-mediated transport. The record is from RefSeq and is a predicted model, not a curated record. Gene Ontology annotation, cellular component: TRAPP complex.
UUUGGACACCGUCCAAACGAGGGGAGUUAAUUAAAACAGGUUCUUGCAAUUGAGUCCAAGAUGCCCGUCUAUAAUUUGUACAUCUUCGACAGAUACGGAACCUGUUUAUACUAUUCAGAAUGGAAUCGCAGAAAGCACCCUGGCAUGAGCAAAGAAGAGGAAUACAAACUUAUGUUUGGCAUGAUGUUUUCCAUAAAAUCUUUCAUUCACAGGAUAUCACCAUCAGACAUGAAAGACGGCUUUCUUAAUUUUAAGACCAAUGUUUACAAACUUCAUUUCUAUGAGACACCUAGUGGCAUCAAAGUGAUUAUGUUGACUGAUUUGAAUGUUGGAAAUAUUCGGGACAUUCUGCAUCAAAUCUAUAGUUCACUCUAUGUUGAAUAUGUUGUUAAGAAUCCAUUGUGUUUACUUAACAAGCCAAUAACCAGUGAACUGUUCAAAACCAAAGUGGACGAAUUUGUGCAAGGACUAAGUAUAUAUGCUAAGGUUUAAAUAUAUAUUUAUAAAGUUUAAUGAAAUCUAUGCAAUGAUAUGUGUUGCCAAAUGUUGUAAAAAUUUAAGUAAUUGUAUAUUAUUAAAAAUAUUUCAUUAAAUAUAUACAAUAGUAUUUUGGUAUUCUGUAUAUAUGUUCUUUCUUUUCUUUUUGUGAGUACUAAGUAGAAUGUUUCUUUUGGAAAUUAAAAAAA